GGCUGAACUCCAGGGAGCAGAUCAGUGGUGGAGAACCAGCAGCUGAAGUCAGACCCAGAUGAUGACUUCUCCCUCCACCUCCAUCCUCUUCACUUCCAGUCUGAAACCCACAACAGAACCAACGGGACCAUGAUGGGAAAGAAGACCUCCUCUUGGGGGGGAGCAGCUGAGCAGAGGAGCUCCAUCAGCUGAAUCGGACAGGAGGAGGAGCGGAUGGAUGCCAGCGUGGGAGCAGCCACCAGCAACACUAUCAACAACCACCCUCCUCCGACUGGGACCAGCUCCGACUUUAAUCAUUAUUAUGAGAAUGGAAGAGGAGGGCCCAGCUCUGAUCAACAUGGCGGACAACAAAGCUCAGGGACUGGGGUAACAGUUGCUCGAACGGUACACGGAACCAUGGACCAGGUCCACAACUCCCACGAAGGCUUCAGCAACAGCAGCCCGUACAACCACUACCCGGACUACCGAGCCGGAUACGGGGCCAGCGGCUACGUGGGCAUGACGAGCCCCUCCCGGCAGGGCAGCAGACCGAUGGGCCCGGGUAGCAAAGCGGCUAUGACUGCUACCAGCUCCUCGGCUGGAGGCGGAGGAGGCGCCGCAGGGUUCCAGCGGUUACCCGGACAGGGUCAGCAGCACCCAUCAGGGGCUACGCCGACUUUAAACCAGUUAUUAACAUCUCCGAGCCCGAUGAUUCGCGGCUAUGGAGGGGGGUACCCAGACUACAGUAGUCCUGCGGAAGAGACGGGCUCCCAGUACGGGUCAGCAGCUCAAGUCUGGGGAACCCAAAGGAGUCACCCUUCGAGCGUCAGCCCGGGGAACAACGGACCGAGCAGCGGUAGAUCCCAGGUGUCGCCAAUGGACCCAACGGUGAUGAAGCGCUCUCAGCUCUAUGGGACAAGUAACCCUCCCUACAACCAGCAGCAGGGGCCGCCGUACUCCGGUCAGCCGUACGGAUCCUCUUUUCCCCGAGGGUACCAGCUGGGGAUGUCCAGUAGGGGGCAGGCAGUGAUGGGGGGGGUGCAGUACCCCCAACAGCAGAUGGGCUCUCAGUACAGCCAGCAGCAGAACCUGAGCAGUUACAGUCAGCCGCCGUACUUCAGCCCCCCGCAGCAGCAAACCGCCGCCCCCAGCCAGACGCUCUACAUGCAGCCCCGCCCACUGCCUCCACAGGAAGUUCCUCAGGAAGCGUACGGGGGGCGGGGCAAGUCUGCUGCUAUGACUCUUGGGAAGCCGAACCAUGAGGACGUGAGUCUGAGCCAACAGGAGAGACCGUCCAGCCUGCCGGAUCUGUCGGGCUCCAUCGACGACCUGCCCACCGGUACGGAGGCCGCCGUCAGUUCAGGGACCUCGGGGGACCAGGGGACUCCAGGGGCCCGCCUGCCUUUCUCCCCCCACGUCUCUCCCCGCCUCCCUCCUUCUCGUACAGGACUGUCCCCCUCCCCAUCACUGUCUCCUGCCGGGAGCAACCAAUCACGGUCAGGGCCGUUGUCCCCCCCCACGUCCAGCGGGCCAGGGUCUCACUUGACCGCUCAGGUCUCUGGUCCUGGAUCAGAUGUGGGUCCUCAGUCCUCUCAGUCAACCAUGACCCCUGACAGAGGUUUCCCUCCCUCCAUGCAGCGCUCCACCCAGUUUGGUGCCCAGCCUUCAGCCCACCCCAUGUCCUCCCAGCCUGCUCCAUCGGGGCCGAUGCAUCACGGCCCCUACCAGCAGGGGAGCCACUCCUACGGCCAGUACGGUCCCCCAGGUAACUACCCUCGGCCCCCCCAUUAUGGUGGGACUCCAGGUGCCAGCUACAGCGGGCCCGGCCCAGGGCCCGGCCUCGCCAACAGCCUGGGGCCAAACGCCACCAGUCCGAUGCACGGUCAGGGCCCCUCCACUCCUGCAGGUCGGGGCCUCGGGGCCGGGGGCCGCUCCAACCCCAUCGGAGCAGGCACCAUGUCCCCCACAUCUCCCAGCAUGCCUCAGGCCGCGGGGCAAGGCAUGGGGCCCCUGGGGCCCAGCACCAGCAGCAACCCAGAGAUGGUCCCCAACGCUGGAAUAAGCACCAACUCCUCAUCGCCGUCCGUGAGCGCCGCCCAGAGCUGGCAGGGCAGCUUCCCAGGCGUGACCCUGAUGGGAGGUCCGUACGGCCAGCACCUGGGCCCCCCUUUCUCCGCUCCAGGUGUAAGGAUGAUGCCGGCAGACGGGUUCAGACCUCAUGGAGACGCCAGACAUCGGGUCGAGUUCAGUAAAGAGAACGUUGGGCUCGGUUCUGAUCCCCUCAGAGCCAAGGACAGCUACAGGUCUCAGUGUGUGUCUCAACCCCCCACCACCCCAUGUCCCAUGUCUCCCAGCUCAGCCAGUAUGUCCUCCUUUGUGGGGGAGGACAGCAACAGCAUUAGCAGCCCCUCCUGGCUCCAGACUCCGCCCAGCCCUAAGCCCAGCGUGGCCACCAUGACCAACGAGAAGGUCACUCGGCUCUAUGAGAUGGGCCCUGAACCAGAGAGGAGGCUGUGGGUGGACCGGUACCUGUCCUUCAUGGAGGAGAGGGGGACACCUGUCCCGAACUUGCCCACUGUGGGAAAGAAGCCUCUGGACCUCUGCAGACUGUACCUGGCUGUCAGAGAGAUCGGAGGACUGGCCAUGGUAAACAAAAACAAGAAGUGGCGUGAGCUGUCGACCCUCCUGAACGUGGGGACAUCCAGCACCUCUGCCAGCUCUCUGAAGAAACAGUACAUCCAGUACCUGUUCGCCUACGAGAGCAAGGUGGAGCGGGGGGAGGAGCCUCCGCUCGACACCACGGCGACCACAAAGAAACCGUCAUCCCUCCAGGCCAAGAUCCAGCCUCCAUCUCCAGUCAACUCGGGCUCCCUACAGGGCCCGAACACCCCUCAGUCCAGCAGCAGCUCCCUCACUGAGGCACCCGUAGACCUGAAGCCCUCGACCCCCACCUCCACACCACACAGUCAGAUGGGUCCCCACUCCGGAAACAGGAGCCUGGGGGGGGUGAGCAUCCAGGACCCGUUUUCUGAAGGCAACGAUCCGGCCUUCCACAGCAGGCGGGGCCCGGAGCCCGGCGGGGGCCCAGCAGAACCAGCGAUGAGGCUGCAGUAUGAAGCCAACUGUGGAGGCUCGAGGAAGGGUCCGGUUCUCGGGGAGACCUUUGGUCCUGGUCAUUUACCAAGCGGCACCAUGCAGGACAUGUACACCUCUGGGCCUGUAACAGGGGUGGGGUCCAAACCACAGUACCCUUAUGGGCCCGGCUAUGAGCGGAGAGUAGACCAUGUGACGGGUCCGCACAGAGGCGUGGCACCCCCUGGAGGUCAGAACUGCAUGGGUUCAUCUGGAACCGAGCCGGGCCUGUUCGCGUCUAACAGAUACCCCCCCCACCAGAGGCCCGGCGGACCUGAUGGGUACCAGUAUCCUCACAGCAUGGCCUACAGUUCCCAUCAGCCUCUGUACCCCCACCAGCAGGGCUACAAGCGUCCAAUGGAGGGUCCGUACCCCCCCGCUAAGCGCCAUGAGGGAGAGGCCUUUGGAGUGCCCGCCCCGUAUGGAGCAGGAGGCGGAGCCUACAUGAGCCCUGAGCGCCGACCCGUUCAGGGACAGUUUCCUUAUCGUCAGGGGGCCCCCCAGCACAGUAUGAUGGGUUCAGGACCAUCGGGGGGCCCGGGGGAGGGGCCUCAGUCCAACAUGUGGCCCCCCAGGACGGACAUGAGUUACUCAUACAGCCGGCAGGGCCAGGGGCCCCCCUGCGAGCACGAGGGCCGCCCCUCCCAGGACACGCAGUGGCCCCCCAGUCCCCACAGUCAGUACCAGCCCCCCUUACCCACACUACCCUCCAGGCAGCCCCCCUCCACAUUCCAGGCCACGCCCACAAUCCAAAAUCAUGUCACCCUCUCUCACAGCCCCUCCCCUUUUACCCGGCCAUCAGGGGGCUCUCUGUCCCCCAACAGCUCCCCCUACCUGUCUUCCAUCAAGAAGCCUGGGGCUCCAACCGGGCCCCCACCCCCUCAGGGCCUCCCCCUCAUCUACAGAGAUGUCAGCUACCCCCCCAGUUCUGUGGAGGCCACGCCCCCUAAACUGAAACCACGGCGACACCUGACAGCCAAGGACACAGGAACCCCAGAGGCGUGGCGAGUGAUGAUGUCACUGAAGUCUGGGCUUUUAGCAGAGAGCACGUGGGCGCUGGACACCAUCAACAUCCUGCUGUACGACAAUGGGACAGUAGGCUCUUUCAACCUUCUGCAGCUGCCGGGUUUCCUGGAACUUGUUGUGGAGUUUUACCGCCGCUGCCUCAUCCAGAUCUUUGGCAUCCUGGAGGAGUACGAGGUGGGGGCUGAGAGCCAGAAGAGCCUGCUGGGGCCCGUUCCCGAGAAGGAGGAGCUCAAGGAGGUAACGACUGCCUCUCAACCUGAAACCAAGCUGGAGGAGGCACCUCCAUGCAGUGCUCUCGAGAAGGAGAUGAAAGACACCAAACCUGUCCUAGGGGUGAAGGAGGAGCAGAUGGAGCUCCGCCCUCAACAGAGCAGCAAAUUUGACAAGCUGCCAGUCAGAGUGGAGGAGAUGGGGGAGACAUGGGAGGAGGUGGAGGAACGCUGGGCCAGACUGAGCCGACCCAACGGCUUCAUCAGUGGCCUCCUGCACUGGAAGGCAGGAGGAGGAGACUCCACGGCUCAUAUCCAGACCCACUUUGAGUCCCGCACUGGAAACUUUGCUCCUCCAGAUCCACUGGAGAGGUGGAGGGGCGAGGAGACCAGGGGGAGGACAGGAGGAGGUGAGGGUAGGAGCCCAGAGGGCGAGGGAGUUGAGAAGGACGGCUUGCUAGAAGAACAAGGAGGUGAUCAUCUGGUCCUGAUUGGAUCUGCCCAGAACCCGACAGCAGCUCUGACUCGAGUGUGUUUGUGCUCUACAGGCCGGCAGUCUGAGGUCAGAGGUCAAAGGUCAAGUCCCAUUAGCCACCAGGAGGAUGAGCCUCGAUGCUGGGACGAGGCGCCGCUCUCCACCGCCGAGUCCUGGCAGGACUCCCUGACCAAACGCUGCAUCUGCAUCUCCAACAUCAUACGGAACCUGUCCUUCGUCCCUGGUAAUGACGCCAUCUUGUCUCGACACCCGGGCCUGGUUCUGAUUCUGGGCCGGCUGGUGCUUCUGCACCACCUCCACCCCCCCAGGAAAGGGAUGCGUCCCUCGUACCAGCGAGAGGAGGAGCAGGGUCGGGCCUGCAGCCGGGACGAGUGGUGGUGGGACUGCCUGACGGCGCUGAGGGAGAACACUCUGGUGACCCUGGCCAACAUGUCGGGUCAACUGGACCUGUCCCAGUACCCGGAGAGUAUCUGCCUGCCCAUCCUGGACGGGCUGCUGCACUGGAUGGUGUGUCCGUCGGCCGAGGCCCUGGACCCGUUCUCCUCGGCGGGCGGCUUGUCAUCGCUCACGCCUCAGAGGCUGGUUCUGGAGUGUCUGUGUAAGCUGAGCAUCCAGGACUGUAACGUGGACCUGCUGCUUGCCACGCCGCCCUUCAGCCGCCAGCAGAGGCUCUUCUCCUCUCUGGUCCGGCUUGUGGGCGAGCGGAAGAAUCAGGUGUGUCGGGAGAUGGCGGUGGCCGUACUGUCCAACCUGGCACGGGGCGAGCCAGCGGCGGCUAGGGCCAUCGCCCUGCAGAGAGGCAGCGUGGGAACUCUCAUCGGCUUCCUGGAGGACAGCGUGGCCAUGGCCCAGUACCAGCAGAACCCGCACAGCCUGCUGCACGCCACGCUGCCGCCGGAGCCGCCCAGCAUCAACAUGAUGUGCCGCACGGCCAAGGCGCUGCUGGCCGUGGCGAGCGUGGAGGAGAACCGGACCGAGUUUGUUCUGUACGAGAGCCGGCUGCUGGACAUCUCGCUGUCGGCCGCGCUCAGCCCAACGGUGGCGGCCAUCAUGUGUGAAGUUCUGUUCAAACUCAGCCGCUCAUGACGCAAAUGUGGCUCCAGAAGCUCCGCCCACUUCAGGAGCUAUGAUUGUUCUUUUAUUUAAAGUUUUUACGUCUGAAUUCACAGAAUCUAAAGUCCAUCUGUUCGUUUGGGUUUUUAUUUGAUUUUAAUACAAAAAUAUUUAAACUAGUUUUAUUUCUGUUUGAACCAAAGUGCUUCAGUAGAGAACACUCGGGUUCCUUAGGGGUGGGGCUAGUGACAUGUGGGCGGGGUCAGAUAUUUAAGCGAUGUGGAUAAAUGUUUCUUUUCUCAUGUGUGAUGGAGGAAACGCUGAUGUUCUCUCGUGUUCUUCGUUCUGGUGCAAUGAGUUCGUUUUGGGCGUUUUUAUGUGAACUUCCUGCUAUUGAAACUCCAGUAUUUUCACCUGGAGAGAGGGGGCGGAGCUACACCUGUUUACUCCUCUGCUCUUUUCAUGUAAAUAGAUGAUGUACAUCUUGGUUCCAGCAGGUGGCACUGCUGAUGGAUGACCUUGCCUGACAGGUUCCACCUGUGGGGGGGGGGCAUUUGAUUGGAGGAACUAUGUACAGGAAGUGUGUGUGUGU
Molecule: messenger RNA, 6487 nt
Organism: Nothobranchius furzeri (turquoise killifish)
Lineage: Eukaryota; Metazoa; Chordata; Actinopteri; Cyprinodontiformes; Nothobranchiidae
Gene: arid1b
Product: AT-rich interactive domain 1B
Biological process (GO): chromatin remodeling; positive regulation of DNA-templated transcription; regulation of transcription by RNA polymerase II
Cellular component (GO): SWI/SNF complex; brahma complex; nucleoplasm
Molecular function (GO): DNA binding; nucleosome binding
Source: RefSeq, a predicted model, not a curated record